GUUGUUUUCCCGGAGUAAAAAAAGCAAAGGAAAUUUGCAGGAUGGUUGUAAUGCCCUGGAAGUUUUUUCUAAUAUUCACCAUAGCUCAAGUGAGAAAUGGAUACGUUACUGAAGGUUAUGAGAUUGACAGAUGUCUGCCGUAUGAAUCUACAACCGUCUUUGCCCUUGAAGGGGAGCAUGCCCGUUUAAGAUGUAGGCUGUGCAUUGGAUCCAGUCCAAUUGACAUGAAUGACCUUCAGACACAUGGAUUUACAAUCUCUUGGUUUAAAGACAAUGCCAAAAGUGGCUUUGUGGAAGUUUUAGACAAAGGAGCCAGAAUUGCUGUUCAAGGACUCUUAUUAGGAUUUUGGCCUGCAACUUUCAAUGACACUGGAAGAUAUUUUUGUUCUCUCUUCAAUGGAACUCACAACAUUACAGGUCCAAAUGAAAAUUUGGAUGUUACACCAAUCAGUGAAGGAUGUUACAGUGAAGAAAUAGAAUAUAGCCGGAAUGGAUUCAUUGGAUCAUCAAUUGAAUUGUCUUGUCCACACAUGCAAGAGUACAAGAAUAACAUAGACGAUCUGAAAUGGUAUAAGGAUUGUCAAGAGGAUGUUUCUACAGGAUCAUCACUGUUCUUUGAGAGUCUAAAAAAGGAACAUGCUGGACAUUACACUUGCAUACUUUCCAUUGAACAUUUUGGAAUACAAUACAAUGUUACAAGGACUUUGAAGUUGACACUGAAAGAUAAUUUUAAUCAAGGAACUUACAUUGACGUAGCAGCUUACAUAACUUCUGGACUUCCAAAGGUGAUUUAUAAUCAGAGAUGCACCUUUGAAGCGUAG
Molecule: messenger RNA, 821 nt
Organism: Pristis pectinata (smalltooth sawfish)
Lineage: Eukaryota; Metazoa; Chordata; Chondrichthyes; Rhinopristiformes; Pristidae
Product: interleukin-1 receptor type 1-like
Exons: 6
Coding region: 42-821 (259 amino acids)
Source: RefSeq, a predicted model, not a curated record